AGUGUAUAUAGCUGUUUGUAUAUAGGUACUGGGGUAUUUACUGUAAUGUAUAUACUGACUGAUACUGACCUGCCAUGCUCUGGGCACCAUACAAUUAUUCACUGAAUAACUUGUAUCCUCAUCCCCCCAGAUGAAGUGCUUUGUGGUCCUGCUGGUUUGCAUCUCCAUUGGGUGGGUCCAUUCUGGCAAAAUAAAGCCGAAAGUUAAUAUUGCAAGAUUGGGAGAAGCCACACAGAGCUCAACGUACAGACCCGAGUACAACGCUGCCGCCGCUAUUGAUGGUGAUACUGACUCUAAUAUGAUGGCGGGAUCAUGUUCCCUCACUGGUUAUGACAACCCGGCUUGGUGGCGGCUGGACCUGAAGAAGAGGUACAAGGUGGAGAAAGUGGUGAUAGUGAACAGAGGGGACUGCUGCGGCGAGCGCCUGUUGGGAGCCGAGGUCCGUGUUGGAAAUACAGCAAAUGUGAACAACCCGACAUGUGGAGCCAUAACCGACGUCUCCAAAGAAGCCAUCACUGUGGUCUGCCAUGGAAAGGAGGGUCAGUAUGUCUCUGUGGUUAUUCCUGGGCGUGAAGAAUAUCUCCAGCUCUGCGAAGUGGAGGUCUAUGGGAAAGAAUAUAGAAAACCAAACCAUGACAAUUCAGAUGACUCAGUACUGGAAGACAUAGGCAAUUUAUUCAAUUAGAGGCUGAAGAAGACUUUUGCUCAUUAACCUGAAUGAAUCUGCUGUGAAACAAUAAAUACAAAUGCUGGUUCA
Molecule: messenger RNA, 757 nt
Organism: Xenopus tropicalis (tropical clawed frog)
Lineage: Eukaryota; Metazoa; Chordata; Amphibia; Anura; Pipidae
Biological process (GO): regulation of cellular defense response; regulation of complement activation, lectin pathway
Molecular function (GO): fucose binding
Source: RefSeq, marked predicted